AUGGCCGCCCUCCCCAGGGCUCUCCGCCCACUGGCCCGCUCGUCCACACGCCUACCCACCCCCCUCACCCCAACCCUCCGCCGCACCUACGCCAGCACCAUCCAACCCCGCCCAGCAACCGACACCAAGCCCCCCAGCGCCGCCGAAGCCGCCAGCGAAGACAUCGACAACCUCUCCGGCGACCCCAACAUGAACGGCGACUACCCGGACCCCUCUUUACACUCCGCCUUACCGGUCAAAAGGUCCCUGCGAGACCCUUACGGGGGUCCUGAUGGGCCGUGGUGGGAUCCGGUAGAGAGAAGGAAUUAUGGGGAGACGCUGCACGAGGAUAACGAUAUCUUGGGGGUUUUCACGACGGAGGAGUAUAGGCAUUUUUCGCCGGGGUGGGGUGGGGUGUUGAUGCCCUCAGCACCACGAACAUUCCCUGGCGGUCUCGAAGCAGAGCUCGGCGGUCCAGGAGCCGUGCGCGCGCGGAUGACGGAGGAUGAAGCGAGUGUACUCUAA
Messenger RNA from Saxophila tyrrhenica, 504 nucleotides. RefSeq lists its product as uncharacterized. The transcript has 2 exons. Gene Ontology annotation, cellular component: mitochondrion. Bases 1 to 504 code for a protein of 167 amino acids. The record is from RefSeq and is a predicted model, not a curated record. Lineage: Eukaryota; Fungi; Ascomycota; Dothideomycetes; Mycosphaerellales; Extremaceae.